AUGUCAAAACCGCACAUUGAGCACGAGUCUCCAGAACAAAGCAGUCUCCAACGCACGCUCAAAGAUCUCUUCGCCGGCGCUGUAGGCGGCAUCGCCCAGGUCCUCAUAGGCCAGCCUUUCGACAUUGUAAAAGUGCGACUGCAAACGACUUCGCAGUACAGCGGUGCCCUAGAUGCCGCCACGAGUAUUUACAAGAAUGAAGGUGCUCUCGCCUUCUACAAAGGCACCCUCACCCCCCUCAUCGGCAUCGGAGCCUGCGUGUCUGUGCAAUUCGGUGGAUUCCACUAUGCCCGACGCGCGUUUGAAGCAUCGAAUAGGGAGAGUACAGGAUCGCCACAGUUGAGUUAUGGACAGUACUACGCUUCUGGUGCCUUUGCCGGCAUCGCAAAUACAGUCUUGUCAAGUCCAAUCGAACAUAUCCGUAUCAGACUACAAACCCAACCGCAUGGUGCAAAUCGUCUCUACAAUGACCCCAUAGACUGCGUGCGCAAAAUCUCCGCACACCAAGGUGUCUUGGGUGGUGUCUAUCGUGGCACGGCCGUGACCUGGUUGCGCGAAGCCCAAGCCUAUGGUGUCUGGUUCACCACUUUUGAGUAUCUGAUGAAUGCCGACGCGGCGCGCAACAACAUCAACCGUGAAGAUAUUUCCACGCUCAAGAUCGCCGGCUAUGGAGGGCUAGCGGGUGAGAUGCUGUGGAUUAGCAGUUAUCCAUUUGAUGUGAUCAAGAGCAAGAUGCAGAGCGAUGGGUUUGGCAAGGAUCAGCAGUACCGGAGUAUGAGGGAUUGCUUGGCAAAGGUGUAUAGGGCCGAGGGAUUGCGUGGGUUCUGGAAGGGUAUUGCACCGACGCUUUUGAGGGCACUACCGGUGUCUGCGGGUACCUUUGCGACGGUAGAGGUGACGAUGAAGUUGAUUAGCUAG
Plenodomus lingam JN3 is the source of this 918-nucleotide messenger RNA. RefSeq lists its product as uncharacterized. The record is from RefSeq and is a predicted model, not a curated record. NCBI's taxonomy places the organism in Eukaryota, Fungi, Ascomycota, Dothideomycetes, Pleosporales, Leptosphaeriaceae. Gene Ontology annotation, cellular component: mitochondrion. Gene Ontology annotation, molecular function: L-ornithine transmembrane transporter activity. Gene Ontology annotation, biological process: mitochondrial L-ornithine transmembrane transport.